AUGAGCAAUUCACCUGCUGUUUCACAAGGAUCGAAACAUUCGAGCAAGAGGCAUUCUACAAACUCCAUUGAAUCAAGUGUAACAAGAUUAUUGGUGUCCACUAAACACUUAUUAGAAAGUUUAACUCAAUGGGCUAAGAAAGAGGUUGACGAUAAAUUUGUUUCUGAUGCUUAUGUUAAGUUGGGUAACGAUUUCAGGGCUGCCAGUAGAGCUUUUAAUCAUGCGGGUGUUGAUAUAAGUGAUAUUGGUGAUGUACCUCAAGCAUUGAGGGUUAUUUUAGAAAGUGCUUUGAGUGAAGCUCCUAGCCAGGAGAAUUUAAACAGAUUCUUGCCUAAUAUCAAAAAUAUCAUUGUUUCUUUGCUUCAGAACUUAAAGUCAAAGCAAAAUAAAGCAAAGUUAAUUGCUCAGGAUAGAGAUAGAUCUAAUUCUAACAGCCCACCUCAGGACCAGAAAGAACAGAUUAAAGUGAUAAAAAGGAGACAGAAGUCCCUAGAAUCCAUGUCAGAAGACUCCUCACCUCAAUCAAUUCCACAAAGUAGGCCUCAAACUCAGAGCAUUCCCCCUUCUCAACCUCCUCCUUUGGCUGAUCCUAUUGCUAAUUCUAUUCCCAAGCCUUCUAGAGAAAAACCGGAGAAGAAAGUAUCGAAAGAAGCCAAGACUGAAAGAGAUGCCCUUAGCCAACUUCAGAAUGAAAGUUUCCUUCAGAGAAGGGCUUCAAAAAGAUUUAGUGCCUAUCAGUACGCAAAGCUAGCGAACAUAAAUCCUACUAAUGCACUACCAAAGGUCACACCUGGAGAUAACCGUUCUGUGCUGAUACAAUCCAUUAGAGAUUCUAUGCGCGAUAGGGUCUCUUCAAGCAAGACAGAAGUUAUAGACGAGUUUCAAAAAGAGGAUACGUAUAUUUUCUUAAAGAUCGAGGACCAAACCAAGAAAGCUCCAAUAAAGAUGCCAGUCAGCUUUGCUUCUUUAAGACUUCUUUUCGUUGAAAAAUUUGCAUAUUCACCAGGAGCUUCAGAUUUCCCUGAAAUUUACAUUGUGGAUCCCAAGACCAAUGUCUCUUACGAAUUAGAAGAUCAAUAUUUGAGUGAUAUCAAAACAGGGACUUUACUUUGUUUAAACGAAUCCAAGACCUAUUCUAAUGGGAAGGAUUCCGAUGCAGCUGCUGACGAUACUGGAUCUUUAACUUUAGAUGAUAGCACGCAUAAUAAUCAGUCAUUCAAAGAGCUCGAACAGACAGUGCUGGAACUUAAGAGUAAGUUUGAUUCGUUCGGUGGUUUAAUAGAAGCAACUAUAAAGAGCUCGAUGAAAUCGAUCGAGAUCCCUAUGAUUUCUGCUCAACAACCUACACCUAUUCCUUCUGCUUCACUAAAAAAUGACCAAGACCUGUCCGUCAGUAAUAUAUCACGCAAUGGUUUAGCUACUAAGAACACAGAAAUCCCUUCUGAAUUGAUCAAGGAAGUCAGCUCUAUAGAGAAUGAGUUGAAGGUGAUCAGGCAGCUUCAAGGGGCUAAUAAGAGUGUUGUUCUGACAUUUGUCAAAAAUAUUGAUUCUAAAGUCAAGCAUCUUCAAGAGAGUGGUAUCGAUGCCACAAAAUCAUCUAACAGAAUAUACAUGGAAAAGUGUCAUGGAAGAUUAUCUGAGGAAUCUGAUAGUCUAUUGACCAAGGUUGAUGAUUUACAAGAUGUGAUGGAAGGUCUCAGAAAAGAUGUUGCUCAACGUGGGGUCAGAGUGGGCGCACAGCAGUUGAAGGCCACAAUGAAGGAGAUUGUGGCUGCUGGCGACUCACUAAAGGACAUGUCUAGUUUCAUCAACAAGGAGAAGACAGUAUGGAAAAAGAUUUGGGAAGCGGAACUCGACAGAGUCUGCGAAGAGCAACAAUUCUUCAACCUUCAAGAUGAUUUGACUAAAGAUUUAGAAGAAGAUCUUGCCAAGAUUCAGGAAACAUUUGAUCUUGUAGAACAAUGUUCAUUGGAGCAGAGCAAACAGAGCAGCUAUAGAAGAAAUAAAGUGGUUGCUAACUUACCAAUCCCUGAACCAGGUGAGAAUCUUCAUAGUAUCAAAGAUGCUGUUUUGAGUGAAGUGGCUGCUUUAAAACCAGAUCAUGAAAGCAGAGUUGAUGCAAUCAAUAAAGCUGAAAAACUUAGGCAAAAGAACAAGCAAAUGAUGGAUUUGACAGAGUUUCAAGAGGAACUAGGCAGUUUUAUUGAUGAUUCUAAGUUGAGAAAGUCUGGAGGAAUUGAUGAAAUUGAAAGGCAAAGACAGCUCAAGGAUUCAGAAAACCUUAAAAGCUCUAUGGGUGGUAUCAUCUAACUUUGAACAUAUAUAUGUUGUUUCAUACCCUGUACUACUAUUACGUCACCAUUCAAAUGUAUAUCCUAUAAGUAAUGUAAUAUAUAACAGACUUGUU
This is a messenger RNA of Yamadazyma tenuis ATCC 10573, 2407 nucleotides long. It is a transcript of the gene BUD6, whose product is annotated as Bud6p. The record is from RefSeq and is a predicted model, not a curated record. Gene Ontology annotation, molecular function: cytoskeletal regulatory protein binding. Gene Ontology annotation, biological process: establishment of cell polarity. Gene Ontology annotation, cellular component: cytoplasm; cell tip. NCBI's taxonomy places the organism in Eukaryota, Fungi, Ascomycota, Pichiomycetes, Serinales, Debaryomycetaceae.